Molecule: messenger RNA, 975 nt
Organism: Diplodia corticola
Lineage: Eukaryota; Fungi; Ascomycota; Dothideomycetes; Botryosphaeriales; Botryosphaeriaceae
Exons: 3
Coding region: 1-975 (324 amino acids)
Source: RefSeq, a predicted model, not a curated record
AUGGAUACCAUUACGUUUGUUCACCCUUCUGCUCCUAGUCUGGCUCUACAUCAUAUUGAGACUUCGAGCAGUUCAACCUCAUCUUCGAGCAGUUCGUCUCCAUCCUCGAGAGACCCAACAGGUCCAUCAUCGCAGUCAAAGCAUGCUCCGUCUGCCCGCGCUGCACCGGUGGCAGAUGAGGCCAAUAAGAAGGAUCCAUCCAGGCCAAGCUUCUUGGACUACCUCCCGAUGGCGGCUGCAGCAUCUGCAAUCGUUGGUCUCACAUUGCUUCUCAAGGUGGUCCCAGGCACUCCCAGAGUGUACGAGCGGACCUGGUUGUUUUCCGUGCGGCGUGACGGGAGGUGGACAGCAAGAGCCUUGACUGAUCCGUGGAUCAGCAACAUGUUCCUAAAAGAUACCCUCAUCACUCUGCUCGUUUGUGUUAUUGCAAGUUUACUCUGGAAUCUCUUCAACUUCGCCGUCUGGUGCUCUCGCGGCACGUCAAAGGGCAUCCAUCCCGGGGUACAGAUUGCUUUCCAUCUCCUAUUUUGCCUCAUCCUCAUGGCCUUUGCCAUCAUCGGUUUCAUGCUAGCCGAAGCAGACAUGAAGCCUCAGAACCCUGGCGCGAGAUAUUGGUUGAGCAACGUGCGCACGGUCUAUUACGCAGGCCCUCACGAUCGUGGUUCUUCCAUGGAGGAGAGUUGGAGUUGGUGGAAUCCGUGGGGGUGGAGUCUAUCGGAGCACAGUGACGAUACGAACAUGAGUUGGAGGUGGUGGGGCAUGGGUCUACCAGACCACGGCAAACAUGGGGUCAAGCUGUACCUGGUACAGGGCGGCUGUGUCGCUGGCUUCAUUUUGACCGUCCUCCACUUCUUGAUGUUCCUCAGAGCGUGUUACCUGCUCAACCACCGCCGGAAGAAGCAGAGGCAGGAGCUCAAGGAUGUCAUCACAAGCCAGGGACAAGGAAGGAACACACAGGGGCAAACGGGCGUGUGA